GACACAGUACAAAACAUUAAUUUAUCUGUGAUCUUCCUGGGGUGUCAUGGGCACCAGGCACCAAAUGCUUCAAGGUACAUAAACUUUCAUUGACUCCUCUGAGACUGCAGGAAGGGUGGGGCUGUCAUAGACACCGUCUGGCUCACAGUGCUCAGACGCAUCUGAGUACCCAGCUGCUGCUCUCUUUGUGUCUGAGGUGUUUCUGUAAAAAGACCCCAGAAGCUCUCAGAACCGGGAGUAGAAUGAUUGUCAAAUGCAAGAUUUGCCCAGCUCCCCCGCCCUAGUCCAGUGCGGGUGCCCACUGAGGACACGGCUCCUCAGCGCUCCCUUUGCAGGCUGCAGUCUCCCCUGGGUGACUUCUACCUUCUGCCCGAGUUACUCAUACUUCCCAGACAUGCUCCGGCUCCCAUCGCUGUCUGCACGUCUGCAUCUUAGAGAAACCAGUCUAAGUAAAGUGGGGAAGGAAGGUGGGGAAGAUGUCGCUCAGCAUCGGCCAUGUGUUGAGUGCCCUGCAAAUGCUAGUCCACUUCUAUUUUACACAUGUGGACCCCGAGGGACAAAGGAGACAGGGUACUCACCCACGGUCACUCAGCUAAUAGGUGGAGUGCUCAGGAUGGUCAUCAAGGGCUUCUGGAACGUGGCACUGUUGACAUUUGGGGCCGGGUAAUAUUUUAUUUUUGUUUUGUUUUUAAUUUUGAUUUGUUCUACUUCAUUGUACAUGACAGCAGAAUGCAUUUCAAUUCAUUGUACCCAAAUGGAGCGCCACAUUUCAGUUCUCUGGUGCAAUCAUACACAUACCUAGGGUAACAAUGUCCAAUCGUUCCACCAUCUUUCCUGUCCUCAUGACCCCUCCUAACCCUCCCCUCUGCCCAGUCCAAAGCUCCUCCAUCCUUCCCAUGCCCGCCCCCAUCAUAGAUCAACAUCCACUAAUCAGAGAAAACAUUCGGCCUUUAUUUUUGGGGGGAUUGGCUUACUUCACUUAGCAUAAUAUUGUCCAACUCCAUCCAUUCAAGACCAACAAAGAAUUACCCGGAGUUGGAGCGUAUUACUGAUUACUGUCCGUCCGGGUCGUCAUUCUUUAUUGGGGCUUGACCUACGCAUGGCGGGAUGUUAAUCAGCAUCCCAGCUGGUGUGCAUGGGUCCCCUUAGCACCUCACCUCCUGUUUUGACAACCAAACAAGCAAGUCUCCCCAAAAUGCAAGAUGCCCUCAGUAGGGAGGGAAGGAUUCCCCCAAGAGAACCAGGGGCCAGAGAGCCAGCUUUAAUCAGAAAAAGCGGAGGGACAAGGGUCUGUGCUGAAGGAGGGAAGCAGAGCAGCCCCACACAGACAGCCCAGUUUGAACCCCAGGUAAGCCGUCACCAUCUGUGUCUUCUGACUCCAGCCCUGGCCCACCUUUCCAGUGUGCAGGGCCUGCUGGGAUCAAUUGUUCCACUGCUGUGCUGGUUAGAAAGUUCUUUCCUACUGAGCCCAUGCCGCCUCCUGGUAACUGACUUCAUCAGUGAGCCCUGCAGAGCCCUGCAGAGCCCUGCCGAGGGCUUGAUCCCUCCUCAUGGGCUGGCACUUGAACUAUUUGAAAACAACGUAUGUGUGCCUGCCCUGUGCACAGUGCCAGCCCCUCCCGGGCCUCUGGGUGUCUUCCCGGCUGCUCCGGCGCUGGGAAAAUUCACUCUGAACAACAAAGGCAGCGACCACACGUGCCAGGGAACUAGUCUUACAGGGACAAUGACAUCUGGUGGAAUAAGUGACAGGAAUGCAGGAUGCAAUCCCAGAAGUGGACCCACGGGGAGCAGAAGGGCGGUAGGAUGGCGGAGCAGGAAAAUGCCAGGUCUCCCCAGCACCUGAGGAACCGGAGAGAAGACCCCGAAGCUAUGGCACCACAACACAUCCAGACAACGUUCCAAGAAACUGACAUAAAGAACAAAAAAAAUAGCAAUGGCAGAGAAGUGAAUGUGAAGGUUGGAAUAAGUCAGUAUCGAUUCAGCUGCUGGUUGAACAGAGCCCUACAUAAAUGAGAAUAAUUAGAUAAUUCCCAUUUGCCUGAGGCUUUACUUUACAUGACCCAUAUUCUAUUUUAAGGGUUUCCGAGCUCCAUUAAGGAGCAUGUAAUUUUACUCCUUCCUUUAGCUGUCCCUUAUUUCCUUAAAUAAAUCACAGUGGCUUGCUCCUUUUUGGGGGGAGUAUUUCUGAUAUCCUAUUCCUGCUGCCCCUCUGAAACAGCCCAGAUGCAACUCUAGGCCUUUGACUCAAGUCCCUUCUAAUGGAUAGAUGUCCUCCUUUCUUCCUCACCAACAUCUUCCUUUCUCUGGGUAGAGGCUCAUGUUAUAUCUGGCUGCCCUGAUCGGGUCCUGGGCAGAGUCUGCAGCAGACACUCCCCUCCCUUGAGCCUCAAGGAGUCUGGAUGAUGAGCACAAAGUUUGUAAGUGGGUAAAGACCCCAGCUGCCACACCUCCACUUCUUUUAAAAGUAAAAUGGAAGUCCACCUUGAAACCACACCACAGCAGCUGGGCACCCUCCCGGAAGUCUCUGUUCUGCUGGAGUUAUAUUCAUGGAAUUUUUUAAUGUUUAUUUUUUUGGUAGCUGUACACAGUAACUUUUAUUUAUUUUUAUGUGGUGCUGAGGAUUGAACCCAGGGCCUUGCACAUGAGAGGCGAGUGCUCUACCGCUAAAAGAUAACCCCAGCCCCAUAUUUAUGGAUCUUUUGAGGGAAAUUCCAUUUCAUGUUGCAAGGUCUCUCUCUCUCCCUCCCCCCACGUGUGUGUGUGUGUGUGUGUGUGUGUGUGUGUGUGUGUGUGUGUUGGGGAAGAGAGAGCAUGAGAGAGAAUUAUAGCAAAGCAACGUGCCUCUGCAUAGUGGCGGGUAAUGCUCCCCUAAAUAACUUGAGCUUCCACUGGCUGGCUGUUGUUCAUGAAAAGCUAAUCCUUCCAGGACAGAUCUAUAUAAACACAUGAUUAAAGGGUGCCCAGAAACCUCAAAUCUCUUCUGCUCCAUAAGUUCUUUCCUCCCAGCAGGCUCCAGCUAUGGACGUGUGUCUCAGCUCUGCGCAGCAGUCCCUGUGCCUGGGAGAGGCACCGAACUCCCCAGGUGGCUGGUUGGAGGAAGAGGAGGGGGCUCUCCAGGAAGAUGGCACCGGGGGACCCCCAGGAGACGCUAACAACAGAGAAUCGGCUCUUCGUAGCCUCCAGAAGUUCGUUCCGACAGAUUAUGCCAGCUACACUCAGGAGCAUUACCAGUUUGCCGGCAAGAAGAUCGUCAUCCAAGAGUCGAUAGAGAGCUAUGGAGCGGUGGUGUGGCCAGCGGCUACAGCUUUGUGCCAGUAUUUAGAAGAACAUCAAGAGGAGUUGAAUCUCCAAGAUGCCAAAAUACUGGAAAUCGGUGCUGGACCAGGCCUUGUUUCCAUUGUGGCCAGUAUUCUAGGAGCUCAAGUCACAGCAACGGAUUUACCUGAUGUCCUGGGAAACCUUCAGUAUAAUCUCUUAAAAAAUACCCUGAAAUGCACAGCACAUCUGCCUGAAGUGAAGGAACUGGUGUGGGGGCAAGACCUGGAGCAGAACUUCCCCAGGGCAGCCCUGCAUUACGACUAUGUCUUGGCCUCUGACGUGGUGUACCACCAUUACUUCCUGGACAAGCUGCUCCUCACCAUGGUGCACCUUUCCCAGCAGGGGACCGUGAUACUUUGGGCAAACAAGUUCAGGUUCAGCACAGAUUAUGAAUUCUUAGAUAAAUUCAAGCAGGUUUUUGAUACGACUCUCUUAGCUGAAUAUCCAGAGUCAACAGUCAAACUUUUUAAGGGGACAUUAAAAUGGGACUAAAUAAAACAACUUGUCUUUCAAAA
Ictidomys tridecemlineatus (thirteen-lined ground squirrel) is the source of this 3833-nucleotide messenger RNA. It is a transcript of the gene Mettl21c, whose product is annotated as methyltransferase 21C, AARS1 lysine. NCBI's taxonomy places the organism in Eukaryota, Metazoa, Chordata, Mammalia, Rodentia, Sciuridae. The record is from RefSeq and is a predicted model, not a curated record.